AUGCCUUCGACACUGGAUAUUUCACCCAGGACAAAGAUGGUGAAUAUCCCUCCUGAUGGAAUUCUCACAGGCGAAAAAUACUAUCUUAUCCUUGGGGGCCUAUAUCCCAUUGUGCCUAGCUUUCUAGACUGGGAGUUCCCCCAUGGUCGCAUUCCAGAACCCUGGAACCAGGCUCCCGUUACAGCCUCUUCUACCACAUCUGGUUGUGCUGUUACCAAUUUUUCACUCUGCACUAAGCAAGCCCACAUUGUUCCAAGGGAAGAGGAAACCUGGUAUGCAAGGAAUGGAAUGGACAUAUAUGGGCUCAAUCUUGGUGAUAUUCACGAGACAACCAAUGUCCUUCCCCUCAGAUCUGAUAUCCACAGGUGCUUUGACAACCGAUGGUUUGUCAUAGUCCCAAAAACUGCUGGCACUGAAGUAUCUACUCCAGCGACACUCCAUUCUCCUCAAUUUGUCACGCAUAUCUUGUCAACUGAAAUGGCUCAAUACUGGCCUACGUACCAUAACACCCUUGUCCAGCACCUCCAGGUUGACUGCCGUCCAUAUCUAUUUGCUCGAUUUGCCUGGGCUGUACUCCUUCAUGUCAAACCAUUUAUCAACAGUGGUAUCCCACGUCACAUCAUUCGACUGCAAAUGACAUCCAAUGAGGGACAAUAUGUGUUGAAACGCAAGGCGGAGUUACUGACUGGUGCAGUGCUUAAGAAAAGCUAUGGGGGUAUAGAGUCCGGUGUUAGCAACGAUGCCAGUGUGGAUGGAGGCUUCUGGGAGGACACGAUGUGUGAAUGA
Messenger RNA from Histoplasma capsulatum G186AR, 786 nucleotides. RefSeq lists its product as uncharacterized. The transcript has 2 exons. The record is from RefSeq and is a predicted model, not a curated record. NCBI's taxonomy places the organism in Eukaryota, Fungi, Ascomycota, Eurotiomycetes, Onygenales, Ajellomycetaceae. The coding region runs from base 1 to 786 and encodes 261 amino acids.